Melopsittacus undulatus (budgerigar) is the source of this 3162-nucleotide messenger RNA. RefSeq names its product zinc finger CCCH-type containing 15 (gene ZC3H15). Bases 149 to 1441 code for a protein of 430 amino acids. Gene Ontology annotation, biological process: cytoplasmic translation. Gene Ontology annotation, cellular component: cytosol. Gene Ontology annotation, molecular function: metal ion binding; mRNA binding. The record is from RefSeq and is a predicted model, not a curated record. The transcript has 10 exons. NCBI's taxonomy places the organism in Eukaryota, Metazoa, Chordata, Aves, Psittaciformes, Psittaculidae.
ACCACCUUCCCAGCGUACCUCGCGGCCGCCGGCACUACAAGCCGGGGGCGCGGCGCUUUUCUGGUGGUGGCGGUUUGUCUGUUCGCUCGCCCUGCGAUUCUUAGAGCCGCCGAGUGAGAGCUAGCGUGGCCCUGCUAGCCGUUCAGCUAUGCCCCCCAAGAAGCAGCAGCAACCGGCGGGGGGCAGCAAGAAGGCGGACCAGAAGAAGAAGGAGAAGAUAAUCGAGGACAGAACAUUUGGCCUAAAGAAUAAAAAAGGUGCAAAACAACAGAAAUUCAUCAAGGCUGUGACUCACCAGGUUAAAUUUGGUCAGCAAAAUCCACGUCAGGCUGCUCAAUCAGAAAGUGAGAAGAAACUGAAAAAAGAAGAUAAGAAAAAAGAAUUACAAGAAUUAAAUGAACUCUUCAAGCCUGUGGUUGCUGCACAGAAAAUUAGCAAAGGUGCUGACCCCAAAUCUGUAGUUUGUGCUUUCUUCAAACAAGGACAGUGCACUAAAGGAGACAAGUGCAAGUUUUCUCAUGAUUUGUCUCUGGAACGGAAGGGUGAAAAACGAAGUGUCUACAUUGAUGCAAGAGAUGAGGAUCUUGAAAAAGAUACAAUGGAUAACUGGGAUGAGAAGAAGCUGGAAGAAGUGGUGAACAAGAAGCAUGGUGAGGCGGAAAAGAAAAAACCCAAAACUCAAAUAGUCUGCAAAUAUUUCCUUGAUGCUAUUGAAAACAACAAAUAUGGAUGGUUUUGGGUAUGUCCUGGUGGAGGAGACAACUGCAUGUAUCGCCAUGCUCUUCCUCCAGGUUUUGUAUUAAAAAAAGAUAAAAAGAAGGAGGAAAAGCAAGAUGAAAUUUCUUUAGAAGAUCUAAUAGAAAAAGAGCGUGCUGCCUUAGGACCAAAUGUUACCAAAAUUACUCUAGAGUGUUUUAUUGCAUGGAAGAGAAGAAAAAGACAAGAAAAAAUUGACAAAGCUGAGCAAGAUAUGGAGAGGCGGAAAGCAGAUUUUAAAGCUGGCAAAGCAUUAGUGAUCUGUGGACGUGAAGUAUUUGAAUUCCGCCCAGAGCUGGUUGAUGCAGAUGAUGAAGAAGCAGAUGACACCCAUUAUAUUCAAGGAAUAGGAGAAGAUGAUGAGAUGGAAGACCCUGUGUGUAUAAAUGAUGUAGACUUGAACCUGUAUGUCCCAAAGGCUGUAGACGAGACUGGUAUUACUGUGGCUAGUCCUGAGCGAUUCAGCACAUACAGUUCAAUAGAAAAAGAUGAUAAUAAAUUAAGUGAAGCUUCUGGUGGUGAUAUAAACAGCAGUGAGCAAAAUGACUUGGAGGAAGAUAAUGAUGAAGAUGAGGAGUUGGAAAAUGGAGUAAUUGAUGCAGUUCCAGUUGAUGAAAAUCUUUUCACUGGAGAGGACUUGGAUGAACUAGAAGAAGAACUGAACACUCUUGACUUAGAAGAAUGAAUUAAAAAGCUCAAGUGAGGAAUUAAAUCUAUGUGACAAAAUGAAAACUGACUAUAUUAUUUUUUACUCCAUAGAGUUCUUAAACAGGAUGUUUAUGGUUACCCAGCUGAUUCUGAUGAGCACAUCAUAUACCAGGAAUAUUUUCCUUGAGUCUCAUCUACUCCAGUUUUGACUAUGCUCACAGUAAAAUAUUCAGAGUAGUUGAGAAUUGCCUGGCAGUUGAAGUUGCAGAAAACCAGAUUAUAACUUUCAGCUUAAAGUAGGAAGUGUAGCUUCUUUGCCAGUAUGAAAGUGUAAGUGGGCAGUUUGAUACUAGGUACGGUAUAAAACAUUCUUCACCAGAACUGCAUUUUUAUUAGUGAUUGUGGUGAUUCAGAAACUGCCCAAAGUGUUCUUUAGGCAACAUACUCUAAUGAAGCUGAUGCAGAUUAUGCUUCAAGUGGUGAUUACCUUUAUUUGAUCAGCUGGAUAUUGAAGAUUGUGAACUCGUACAUCAUACAAUACAAUAUGGUGCCCUUUGUUUAAAGUGUUUUAAAAUUUCCCACUGCCUUUUGCCAACAAAACUAAAUAAAAACUAUCAACUUUAAAAAAUGUGUAUGGAUUUCUCUGUUUAAGUUACGUUAUCAUACGAAACUGUUAAUACCUUCAUUUUCUAAUACAGCGAUAAAUACUUCUCUCUCCAGUUCUGAUGUAGAAGUGACAAUGGCUUUUGUUAAAUUACAGUUAACUGCAGUUAUUUUUCUACACUUAAUGCAGCAUAAAAUUCAGCUGCUGAUUUUGUUUUCCCAUGCUGUUCUCUCCUACCCAUCCAUUAACUGAUUUAAUAUGUUAUACCUUACUCACUGUUAUUUGAGUCUCAUUCUAUCCCUGCUGUGUUUUGUGUAUUAGCUAAGAUUUCAAGCUCUGUAGAGCAGGGAUAUUGCAGUCUAAAAAAUGCCUUGCAUAUUUUUGGUGUUCUAUCAAUAACACCAAGUUCUGCAGUACAAAAUUGCCUCAAAGUGGAGCAGUGUUGUACUCUGUGUUGUGUACCAUGUAGGCAGCAUUUACUGUCAGGCUUAAAUGGAGUCGGUGUGUCCUUCAAAAAUCUAUUGAAUCCCUGCCAUAAAGAUUUCUCAGUAGUAGGGCUUUUUCAAAGGUUAUGCUUCCUUGCCACACAAACAGUAUCUGCAAUAGUAUUGCUGAGCUAGUGCUAUCAUUCGUAUAAUUUUUUUUUUCCUAAAACCUUUAAAUUACUCUUUAAAAGGUCAUUAAGAUUUAUGGCAUUGUUAGUGACCUUUCUCAAACUGCUUUUGAGUGGUACUAUUAGCUUUACUGGUUAUUUCUCACACUACUAAAUUGACUCUUGAAUCUUGAAUGCUGUUUUUAAAAUGUCUGACUUAAUUAUUUUGCCCUUUUGGGGGUCUGUGGCAUUUGUUCUUUUCUAUAGGAACAACAAGCAGUGUUUGGGAGAAGGAAGCCUACUGAAAUUGACUUAUAAAUGUAAGUAUUUAAGGAAGAGCUGCAAUAUCAGGUAUAAAUAUUUAUUUAUAGAAAGAAGAAUCUAUAGGUUCUUCAUAGAAGAAUCUCCAUAAACAGUGCUGACAGAUUAUUGUAUUAUACUGGCCAGUGGUAGGAUACUUGGAUAUCAGGACACUCAAGAAUACAAACCAUUGGAAUGUAUGAUGCAUAAUUUUCUGAAGUUGUAUAUUUUAAAUGGGAAUAAAAGUAAUCAUUGUCAAGAA